This is a messenger RNA of Colletotrichum spaethianum, 1281 nucleotides long. RefSeq lists its product as uncharacterized. The record is from RefSeq and is a predicted model, not a curated record. Lineage: Eukaryota; Fungi; Ascomycota; Sordariomycetes; Glomerellales; Glomerellaceae. The transcript has 2 exons. Bases 1 to 1281 code for a protein of 426 amino acids.
AUGUCCGCCAACGGCGGCAGCGCCCACGGCUUCGAGCUGCCGUCGCCGUCGGCCUCGACGCUGGCGACGGCAGCCGCCAUCAGCAACUUCACCUUCAACUACGGCAACGGCGAGAGCAGCAGCAGCAGCAGUCACGUCCGCAGCAAGAGCAAACACGACAAGAGAGCUUCCGCACCGGCCCCGGCGCCUCCAGCUACCGCUGCCACUACCGCAACAGCGACCGCCGCCGCCGCCGCUCUCCUCCCCGCUCGACGACCGCGGCACCAGAUCACGCGCUCCAUCACCGAGAUCUCGCCGACGCUUAGGAUGCAUCGGCACCGGCACAGUCACCACCACCACCCGACGCAGCACGCACUGCACCUCAACGCCCAGAGUCGACGGGACCGGGACAGGUUGCUGCUGCUGGACGAGAGGACGCCGGGCCCCGGCGCGGGCGGGCGGAGCUCGCUCGACAUGACGAGGUCGGAGCAUGUGACGCCCAGCAGGAGCCCGGAUUCGAGCCGAAGGACCAGCGCGCUCGUGGGGCCGAUGAUUGGGGGCGGGGAGAAUCCGGCUCUGGUUACGCCGCCUGGAAGGACGAGGAAGGCCGACAAGGUGGCCACGCUGUCGGAGGAGAAGAACCGGACCGCGAGCCGGGCGACGGGCCUAAAGAACUCACUAAUCGAGCUCAGCGGAUUCUCGACGGCGACGACGCGGCGGCUCGACGAGACGUAUUACUCGGUGCUGGAGAAGAAGAGCAUGCUGCAGAGCACCAUCUCGGCGAUCCAGGAGCUGACGGUGGCCUCGCGGCAGCUGACGGGCGAGUUCGUGGAGCAGGCCGAGGAGAUGUCGCGCGACGUGGCGACGCAGCUCGACCAGUUUGGGCAGUUUGGCGAGCAGGAGUCGCGGAUCGAGUCGCUGCAGGGCCGGAUCGAGGCCGGGCGGACGCGGAUCCAGGGGCUGAGCGAGCGCGUCGACGUUGUGAGGCGGCGUAUCGAGGGGUGGGAGAAUGCGGACCGCGAGUGGCAGGAGAAGACGCGCAAGAGGCUGCGGACGAUGUGGAUCGUCAUGUCAGUCGUGUUCGCCGUGCUGAUACUCUUGUUUGCCGGGGCGCAGUACCUCGGCGGCGGCGGCGGCGAGAUGGAUGCCGGAAAGGGGUUGAAGGGCGUUGAGAGAGAGCUCAACAGGAGUGUGGGGGUGCCGGGGAAGAAGGGGGCGAGGGAGAAGCCUCUGCCGCCGUUGUGGGAGGAUAGGAACAGGAGGGAGGAGGAGGACCGGUUGAGGGUGUUUGACGAGCUGUGA